Molecule: messenger RNA, 949 nt
Organism: Thlaspi arvense
Lineage: Eukaryota; Viridiplantae; Streptophyta; Magnoliopsida; Brassicales; Brassicaceae
Source: the annotation of a GenBank genome assembly
UAAUACACUAUUUUUUUUUCUUUGGGUUCGUAUUUAACCCGAAGAAAAAAAACUUAGUAAACAUGAAACCCAAAGAAAGCCCAAAACAAUCCCAAGGACGAUAGCCUUUGAAGCAAAACAUAAGCCACACCAUCAUCGUCGAUUGAAGUAGAAAUUCCAAAGGUUUCACUUAGCAGAUUGUCACUUCCUUCCCACGGCUAACAUCAAAAGCCAGAAGCAGCGAACAGCCUCCAGAUGGAAGAUACAUCAUUUCUCAAUAGAAUGCUUCUCCAGCUUCGCUCGACUUGCAAAUACUACAGUGGUUACCCUAAGGAUCUUGGGCCAUCACGUGUUCUUCAUUUUACAUCAGAAAGAGAGUUUGUCCAACUCCUCCACCAGGGCUAUCCUGUCGUCGUCGCAUUCACCAUAAGAAGUAACUACACACAACAUCUUGAUCGGAUGCUUGAGGAAGCUGCUGCUGAGUUCUAUCCCAACAUCAAAUUUAUGCGUGUUGAGUGCCCUAAGUAUCCCGGAUUCUGCAUAACUCGCCAGAAAAGCGAGUAUCCUUUCAUUGAAAUAUUCCAUAGCCCACAACAAGCGGGUAGUGAAGGAAAGGUACAGGACCCAAAUAUCACCCGAUAUUCAGUGAAAGUUGUUCCUUACAACUAUGAUAUGAGCCCCUAUGGGUUCAGAGAGUUCUUCAAGCGCCAGGGGGUUCGUACUUCGUAUCCCAAAUGAAGCAACUUGAAGGUCUGUUACGUAUUCGUAAGCUUUUAUGAGUGUAUCAAUGGCCUCUAUGAGCUACAAAAUGAUGACGGUUUUCAAGAACUUUUGUAUUUCCUAAUUUCCCUCAAAUAAAUUCUCUCUGACGUUUGAAAAUGUUACAAUUUGCAUGAAUCAGUAAUCAUCAUUAAUCAGAGCUGUGUAGAUUAAGAAUGGUCAAGGAAGAAGCGCAUUUCUGUGAACCAUA